UCGGGUGUUAUUAUUCAAAGUAUGUUUCUUGGAAUCGUGUAUUCGCCUCGGCGAGUCAAUGUCAACAGCAAUUGUAGAAAUGUAGGCCAUUCACUCGUUUAGAGAAAGUGAAAGUUGUAUUUUCGUUGAAAAUAUUUUCAAUGGCAAAGCACUCGAGCUUCCUGUUGCAUUGAAAUGUUUAUUUUGACCAUUUGACGUAUUGCAUCGCAGGCAGAGUACAUUUAGCGCGAUGAAUAGCAAGGUCCCACAAGAUGACAUGAAAAAGACCAACGGAGUUGGAAAUAGGAAAUCAAAAUCUGACAACAACAAGGAAACUCGUCUCGGACAAGCUGCACAGAAAAAGAAAAAUAAGUCUAGCGGGAAAAAAUCUCAGAAGAAACGCGUUAGACUGGAAACAAUUUUGAGCGUCUUGCCAACUCCUUGCCCCAGUCAGCUGGCCAGUUUGAGCGCGUUCUUGACAAGAAUAUCCGUGAACUAUGGAAUGUCCGAGCAAGACUUGCACCGUCGAUGUCGGGUUUUUCAUAACGUCAAAAACUUGUUGGACGAAAGAAUUAUAGGUAGCCAUCUUCGAUUGUUUGGAUCGUCGAAGACCGGCCUUGGUUUGAAGACAAGUGACAUCAAUAUUUACGUGACAGAGAAUAGCGAGGAAACCGUACCGAAUAUUUUCAUCGCUAUUUUGAAUGUUCUUAAAAGCUCUGAUCAAUGUUGUGAAAUAAAAGAGGAAUUUGAAUCCGCAUUGCCUGCGAUCAAUUUUAAAGAUACCGUCAGUGGACUAUGGUGCAGAAUAAGCACGGGUACCAAUGUCGGUUAUAACACCACGUCGCUGCUCAAUCUAUAUGGCGAAUUGGACGGACGCGCCAAAAUUCUCUGUCAUUGUUUUCGACUUUGGGCAAAGGUUUGUAAAGUUGAUCGUCAGGAAAUGGGGCUGCUGCCAUCAUACUCCUUCAUUUUGAUGGUCAUUCAUUAUCUGCAGCAAGUUGAACCACCAGUUCUACCAGUCGUUCACGAGUUGAAACUAAAGAUUGACGAUGAUCCUAUUGGAUAUUUUGAUGAGAAAUAUGGUGAUCGUUUGAAAAUCAUCAGAAGCAGUUGGAAGUCAAGAAACGAGAUGAAUGUCGGAGAACUGUGGCUUGGACUGCUUAGAUUUUAUUCUGACUACGAGAAAAACGAAGUCAAUGUUAUCAAUAUUCGACAGACGAGGCGACUACCACGAUCGGAGUUAUCGUGGGGCAGAAAGAAGUUCGCCAUUGAAGACCCCUUUAGUAGAAAAAAUGUGGCAAUGUUGCUGGCGAAUAGUGAGGCUUAUCAAUUUAUCGUGGAGCAUUUGAGAGUUGCGCUGUUGUACUUUGGUCGACACCCAAACGACAAGAAUUCGGCAGAACUACAGUUGAAAGCAAAUGCUGCAACAGAUGGCAAGGAAGUCUUAGCCAAAACAUCUACUCAAAGAUCAACAGACAAAUGUGGUGUGGGGAAGAAAUCUAAAGACCCAAAACCUGAACACAAGCCUGGUGAGGACGCCAUCGACACUCCACUCGAUGAAGACGAUGAUUGUGUUGAUGGCGAUUGUGGUGACGAAACCUUUACCGAAGGUCGCAACGAACUUGCUCUUCAGUGGAGCGUCGAUAGCCUAACUGAUCAUGGCAAUGAUGACGAUCUUGUCAGCGGUAUUUUUGCGAUUGAUACCAUCAAUGACAGUGAAAUAACCGUUAACUCUGAUGAUGAUACAGUGAAUACCAGCGAAGUGAAAGAAACUAACGAUGCGAAUUCUUGCAUUACAUUGAGGAAUCACGAUGGACCAGCCGGAAAUGUCGACAACGGAACAGACUGGCCGAAUGCUGAAUACCUAUUUGAUGAGUCCGUACUUCGGAAAGGAGAAGUGUUGAAUGUUGUUGGGAAUCUUACCGAGGAAGAUGUCACGAGGACGUUGGAACCAUUGCCGCCGUUUCCUCGAUGGUUUGAGGAUAUUUUAACCAACGUCUGUUUAUGCUGUAAAGACGAUUAUGGCAUAACUGAUGAAGACGUGAAGCGAAGAACUCAUUUUCUCCGAAGAUUAGAAAAUCAUAUCAGGAGAAAUAUUCCUGAUGCCAAACUCCAUCUAUUUGGUUCCUCUUGUAACGGCUUCGGGUUUACAGUCAGCGACAUGGACGUUUGCAUGACCUUGGAAGGAAAAGCUAAAACUGACAUUGACUCCAUACAUUACAUCAGAAGACUUGCGUCGAUCCUUCGCGAUAAUCGCGACUAUUCGAAUGUCAUCACUAUUACAGGAGCCAAGGUUCCCAUUGUAAAAUUUGCACUCCAACCAGCGCGCCUCGAGGCAGAUAUUAGCAUGUAUAAUGAAGUUGCCCUGUGGAACACGAGGUUGUUGUCCACAUACGUGCAAAUUGAUCCUCGUGUGCGUAUUCUUGGAUGUGCGCUGAAGGUCUUCGUGAAGCUUUGUGACAUUGGUGAUGCGUCAAAAGGAAGCUUGUCUUCCUACGCUUACAUCCUCAUGUUGUUGCAUUAUCUGCAACAACGUGAGCCGCCCGUGAUUCCCGUACUACAAGAGCUCCACGAUACUCCCCAACAGCCGAAGUUUGUGGUGGAGGGUCACAAUUGUUGGUUUUAUGGCAAUCUUCAUGGCCUGAAGAAAAAGUGGACCUGUAAAAACGAUGAAAGUUGUGGCCUUCUUUGGCUCGGGUUUCUUCGCUACUACACGGAAGAGUUCGACUACCGUCGCAAUGUCGUGUGUGUGCGGCAUUUGAAAACGUUGACCAAGUUUGAGAAAAUGUGGAACGGAAGACAAAUUUGUAUUGAAGAUCCGUUCGUUUUGUCUCAUAACCUUGGUGCCGGACUAAGUCUUGCCAUGGUGAAGUUUAUUCGUUCGACAUUUGAAAGAGCGAGGGUACGGUUUGGAACAGCUCGCGAUGAUAUACCUUGUGAAGUUUACGCGAGACAGAGCUUCUUUUUUGAACCUGAAUAUCACACGAAUGGUCUGCUACCUCCGACCGAUCGUAAUUGCAAAAUAUGCGGUAAGAUUGGCCACAUCGCAAGGACAUGUCCAUUCAAUAAGAAAGCGCAGCGUGGUAAUGUUAAACAAAAGAAAAACGGAAAGGGUAAUCAAAAUAAAACUACAGGAACCAAUGAUCAGAAGAACGCUGAAAAUGUCGACACAAAGAAGGAGACCGCUGACCCUAUAAAAACCGACGAAGAUGCGAAAGAUGGCGAAGUCUUGAGAAGUGAUGUGCUACAAAAUAAUAUUGACAAUAGAAAAGGAGAGAACAAUAAAAUUGAAAAAGUCGAGAACAAUAAAAUUGAAAAAGUCGAGAUGGUUGUUGAAAAGAAGUCUUCAUCAGCUACCCCGACACAAGAUUGCAUCGUUCAGAAACCAUCCAACACAAGCUUUGAAAAAGGUUUACAAGGUGGCAUAAAUGUGAGAAAUAGCUCUCCAAAGCAAGCAUUAACUACAACCGGCUUACCUCCACAUCCGAAUGCGCCCUUUUCACUUUCACCGUUCGGUCUAUUUCCGACGCCGCUCCCCAAUAUGAAUUGGUCUUACCAACCCCUCUCGCCUCCCGCGUCUCCUGCCAACGUCAUGUCUCCCGGGAAAUCAACGUCUCCUCUCGUUCAACGCCCGCCUCAGGCUGAUAUGACUGGCACAUAUCCUAUACGCUUUGCCAGAAUGCCACCUGCUUCGCUUAUGCGAUCACCUCCACCAGUUACGCAUCAACUUCCCUCGGCAGACGUUGUUGGCGGAUGUCAAACGCGAAAUGACGUCAUUCGAUCUUUGCCAACUAUGCAACUACCGCCUCCAGCCGUUCAACGUCUACCACAGUCUGAGGCUGUUACCAGAUAUCCUCUACAUGUUGGCAAUAUUUUACCUACGUCACCUAUGCGAGCAACAACAACAGUCAUCCAGCGUCUACCUCACGCUGAAAUGGGUUCCAGAUUUCCCAUGCACACAUCAUCUUUGCAAACGCCACCCCGUGGUACGCAUCCAUUACCCCAGGCUGACGACAUUGAUGGCGGAAGGCUGAUUCUCGACAAUAAUUUGCCGUCUGUUAGACUUCCAAACUGCCAAUCACCAUCGAACAGAAUUCCAGUAUCUCCUGCAGUCGGAAGUCAUGUGCGACAGUUGUUUGUCACCCCCAGCAAUCCAUUUCCUUUUAACUUUUUCCAAAGAAAUCCUAACAUGUUUUCAGUCAACUCACCACGGAUGACAGGCCCCCUCUACGGUCAGCAUAUGGCCGCUCCGUCGUUCUCCCCUCCAGGAAGUAGAGCACCUCGUGUUAUUUCGUGCCAGGAACUUGAAAAUGGGAUCAACGAAUUGCGUCUAAGUGAACAAUGUACAAAUCUGCCGACUCAACAAAUUCCACCAAGAAUCAAUAUGGAUUUUGAAAAUUCGAGUUCAGUUAAGUCUUCUUUAGGCGACGCUCAUCAGUCAUUUAUGUUUGGCGAAAUGAUGCAAUGCAAAGAGACGAUGCCUGUCACAACGAAGCUUCUUGGCGAAAGUCAUAAUUACAAUGAACGAAUCUCUGAUGUGUCCUCUUCCAAAUCAAAAGAAGAUAAUUGCAGUGAGGAAAAUUGUGAUUCCCAUCCAUCACGUAUGGUUCAAAAUUCCAGCAAUGAUUCUGCUAUCACGAGCACUCCAAAUGAUGUAAACAGCACUCCAAAUGAUAUAAACAGCACUCCAAAUGAGGUAAAAAGAUCUCCAAAUGAUGUAAACAGCACUCCAAAUGAGGUAAAAAUCACUUCAAAUGAGGUAAAAAUCACUCCAAAUGAGGUAAAAAUCACUUCAAAUGAGGUAAAAAGCACUCCAAAUGAUGUAAACAGCACUUCAAAUGAUGUAAACAGCACUCCAAACAAGGUAAAAAGCACUCCAAAUGAUGUAAACAGCACUCCAAAUCAGGUAAAAAGCACUCCAAAUCAGGUAAAAAGCACUCCAAAUGAGGUAAAAGCACUCCAAAUGAGGUAAACAGCACUCCAAAUGAGGUGAAUGCCCCUCAUGACACAGAACCGGUCGUUUUCAACGGAGAUGGAAAAAGAAGGCGACAGAGGAACCGAAGUCGUUCGAAAAGAUCCAAGCAACAUAUAGAUGAAGGCGUUUCUCCUGCUAAGGAAGUCACCGACAAUUCAUGUGAUAGAAACCUUGACAGACCAGAAAAAGUAGGAUCUUCACUACAGCCUUUGACUAAACAAGAUGAAGUUUCUGAAAGUGGAACGGUUUCAUUGAAUAACUGCAUCGAUACAGAGGGCGUUGAACAUGAGGAAUUAAAAAACGUAAAAACAAACACAAAUGAACACAAAAACAACGAACACAAGAGACAUCUUGGACGUCAGUAUAGAAAGAUCUGGCACCAAAGACCUGACCAAACUAAUCGAGCGUUGUCUGUAAAUAAGUCGUCCUCCAUAAAGAAUGAGCAGCAAGUUUUCAAAAUGACCAAAAUAGAACAGCAGGAACAAUCUAAGGUUGCCGAAUGUGCUCGCAUUUCUCAAAGAAAUGAGUUUCAACAUGGAAUGAAAACAACAAACCGCGAAUCGACCGUGAACAACGACAUUUUGGUCAAUGUUUGCGGUGAGCGACGCGAGGUCAGUGUAAAAAGUCCCAUGUUGAAUGAUGGUCAAAAACAAAGGCAAAGACGUCGUAGGCGAAAACCAAGACAAGAAGUCAAAAUGUUCGCAAGUGUAGAUGCGUAAUGACGUCGCAAGUGUAGAUGCGUAGUGAGUGUAUGAACAUCAUGUGACAGUAACGUCAUUGUUACGUUGAAUGACCUACUGACAUCACUAUAUUCGUUGAGUGACAUCAUUGUGCUUUCUGUUCACAAUUCACUGUAAUACUUCUAUGCUGUCAUAUUUAAGUCCGUUAUUUGUACUCACCAAGAGCAAUUUUAUGGUUGUCAUCGUGAUACCUGAACGUCAACCUGGCCUUCUACAUCUCUGUAUAUUGGUUGUAAUGAUUCACAAUACUCCGAGAGGAUUUUUAAAGGAACUAAAUGGCAAUUUCGAUUGAUUUUUAACCACAAACACGAGCGCAUUUUACAGCCAACUUUUAUAUUUUGAUUGUUUGCAUAAAUCGCCUUUUGACUUUUAAUUCGUUUUGGUAAAUUUUCGACAUGUUUUAAUGUACGCCAUAAAUAUUAACAGUCUACCUUUGAUCGAUGGAAAUUAUGUAUAUUGUCUUAUCGUUAAUUGUGAAUGCCAAAUAACAUCAAUUCAUGUAUGUACACAUUGUUCUUGUAUUUAGUGCGAAUAUAUGAAAAGUGAAAAAUGAA
This is a messenger RNA of Xenia sp. Carnegie-2017, 6248 nucleotides long. Its product is annotated as terminal uridylyltransferase 7-like. Bases 230 to 4951 code for a protein of 1573 amino acids. Lineage: Eukaryota; Metazoa; Cnidaria; Anthozoa; Malacalcyonacea; Xeniidae. The record is from RefSeq and is a predicted model, not a curated record. Gene Ontology annotation, molecular function: nucleic acid binding; RNA uridylyltransferase activity; zinc ion binding. The transcript has 22 exons.